Messenger RNA from Oppiella nova, 425 nucleotides. NCBI's taxonomy places the organism in Eukaryota, Metazoa, Arthropoda, Arachnida, Sarcoptiformes, Oppiidae. The record is from the annotation of a GenBank genome assembly.
AACAUUUGAAAAAGUAGUAAAAAAGUGAAACAUUAUAAAAAUAAUUAUUAAAUUUACUUCAAAAUCAAGUCAUGACUGAAGACUUGGCUAAACGAGUGGCCGCUUAUAAGGCGGUCGACAAUCACGUAAAGAAUGGACAUAUUGUGGGCAUCGGCAGCGGGACCACAAUAAAACACGCCAUCCGUCGCAUCAAACAAAACCAAUUGGACGUCAAGUGUAUUGCCAUUAGUCUAGAAGAAAAGGAGUUAUUAACGGAAAACGGCAUUCCCUUAACGGAUCUCCAGAUUAAUCCAGUGAUCGAUGUCUUCAUCGACGGCUUCGACGAAUUGGACGCCGAGACUAAGGCGUUGAUCGCCGGCGACUGCGGUCGAGUCACACGCGUUCAACUCAUGGCAAACGCCGCCAAACACACCGUUUUCAUCGCA